AUGUUCUGCUAUGCGCGAGCGUCAACUUCAAGCAGUAGCUCGAAAGCCUCGCUGACAAACGAGCCUGGCAUUGAACCCAGCAAGGCAGUGGAAUGCGCUAACAUAAAGAGCUAGACUACUUGAGUUGGCCGCGGAAUGGUUGCCAGCAGUGCCAGCUACCCAAACACGAAGCUACAGCGGCAUGGGGACACAACAAAACAGGCCGGCAUCGCGUGGACGCCUGCCUGCGGGAGCGCGUCUAACAACAACAGGCACUUUCGGCACCAUGUGUCCGCGAACGGUGGGGGAAGCGGCUUCCUGGACGGAGCGAAGGCAGUCGGCAUCUUGGAGGCUGACGAUGUUGCCGGGGUCGCAACCAGCGGCAAUUUUGCGUUGACUCUGGAGGCCAGACUGAGCCCCGCCGGCCCCGAGGGCUACGGCCUGUUGGUGCUGUCGUGCGCCCGUGUGGAGACUGGCGUGACGCAGCUGUUGGCGCUGCAGAUCGACAGCGACUGGAACAGCGCCAGCCUACUGGUCCUGCACUGCCGCACGCCACGAACCGCGGGCCUGGACCGCAGCCCCUCCGCCUCCUCAUCCAACUCCUCGACAGCACCAUCCGCAGCAGCUGCUGCAUCCAGCUCGCCCGGCGGGAAGCUUAGCACGAUGAGCACGGUGACGCCGUCGCCGUCGCUGGCGCUGACGGUGGUGGCUCGGCUGUCUUCGGCUCGGCUGGCGGCGCCACCUGGCCGCGAGCCCGAUGACUUCCACACCCUGGAGCUUCACUGCCGUCGCGGCAACACGUUGUCGCUUUGGAGCGACGGGCGCGUUGUGUUUGCGUCUGUGGAUGUGCGGCGCGCUCUGGGGCUGGCACAGCAACGCACCGCAGGCCCCGCCGCCGCCGGCCUCCGCGCCGCCGCCGCCUCGCCGCUCACCGGCCCUCUGGGACUGGGUGUGGGCUCGGCACGCAUGGACUUCAGGUGUUGGCGCGUGGCGAGCCUGGCGGCGUCAGGGGCGGCGGGACCCCUGGCGGCGCGAGGGAUGCACGCGGCCUUGGCGGCGGCCGAGGUGGGCGAUGCGGAGCGCGCUGGCGCGUGGGGAGGCGUGGGAGAGUGGGGCGCGACGGGCGGAGGGCGCCGUUGUGAAGAGGAGGAGGAGGAGGAGGAGAUGGCAGCUGCAGGAUGGGGGUCGGAGGACGGCGGCGGACAAGGUCAGGAGGGGUCGAGGAGGUGGAGGGACGUGGACGAGGGCGGCAGCGGCUGCGGCUACGGCCACAGCAGUGACCGGUAUGACCGCGGCGGCGGCGGCGGCGGCGGCGGCGGCGGACGGUGGGCGCGAGAGGCUGGUGGGCGAGGCCGAGGCGGCUACGGGCAUGCACACGAGGAAGGGGACGACGGUGACGAGGAAGGCCACGAGUUUAGGCCGCCCGCUGCCGCCCGCAGAGCUGCCCGCGCGCUCAACGCGCCGGCGCACACUGCCCUGGCGGCGGCCGCGAGCGCCGUGACAAGCAAGUGGAGCCGCAGGCCGUACAUCGCGGACCUGGAUCCGCAGCUGGUGGACGCGGUGAUGAGGGAGGUGGUGCCGCCGCCGCCCAGACAAGGCAACGGCCGGCGGGGCGGCGGCGUGCGGCUGUCAGAUGUACUGGUCCGUGACGAUGCCAAGCAGCUGCUGAGUGAGAGUGUGGUGAUGCCGCUCAUACUGCCGGAGCUGUUCGCGGGCGCUCUGGAGCCGUGGCGGGGCGUGUUGCUGUUCGGGCCGCCCGGCACCGGCAAGACGCUGCUGGCCCGGGCGGUGGCGGCCACUGCUGACGUCACCUUCUUCGCGGUCGGCGCAGCCGCACUCACCAGCAAGUGGCGAGGCGACAGCGAGAAGAUGGUGCGCACGCUGUUUGCGGUGGCGGAGGCGUGCGCCCCCGCGGUGGUGUUCGUGGACGAGGUGGACGCACUGGUGGGCGGCGGCGGCGGCGCAGGAGCCAUGGACGGCGGCGGUGGCGGCGGUGACGGCGACAGUGAGGCCAGCCGCCGCUUCAAGAGCGAGCUGCUGCAGCAGAUGGACGGCCUGACCAGCCGCACCGGCUCCGGCCACCCCGGCGCCCGCUCCACCGCCGCCUCGGGCGUGCUGGUCCUGGCCGCCAGCAACAGCCCCUGGGACAUCGACCCGGCCUUGCGGCGGCGGCUGGAGAAGCGCAUCUACAUCGGGCUGCCCGAGCUGACGGCGCGGCGCGGCAUGCUGGACCUGUACCUGCCGGAGCAGGGCUGCCGGCUAUCUCCGGACGUGGACCUGGACCAUCUGGCGGCCCGGCUGCAGGGGUACAGCGGCGCCGACAUAAAGCUGCUGUGCAGGGAUGCGCUGAUGGCUCCGCUCCGGCGGCUCACGGGCGGACACACGCCCGCGCACUACCGGCGGCUGCGCAAGGCACUGGGGCUCGAGGGCGGCGGAGGCGGAGGCGGGCGAGGGGGCGGAGGCGGGGGCGCGGAAACAGGGGAACGUGGCGGUGGCGGUGGUGUUGGGCCGCUGCUUGAGGUGACACGGGCGGAUGUCGAGGGCGCGCUGAAGCGAAUCCGGCCCUCCGUGGGUCGGGAGCAGGUGGCUAGGUACGAGGAGUGGGACCGGCUCUUUGCUGCGGCGUGAGGACUCUUUAUAUUAUAAAGAUAUGCGAGCGACGGAGGAGGAGGUGCAGGAGGAGGUGGUUGUGAAUCCGAGAAAGUGCAUGGGAGCGCGCUCCAGGCCUCUGUCAAAACCCCUUCAUGUCCAGCU
Messenger RNA from Chlamydomonas reinhardtii, 2733 nucleotides. RefSeq lists its product as uncharacterized. The transcript has 12 exons. The record is from RefSeq and is a predicted model, not a curated record. Gene Ontology annotation, cellular component: microtubule cytoskeleton. Bases 136 to 2607 code for a protein of 823 amino acids. Gene Ontology annotation, molecular function: ATP binding; ATP hydrolysis activity. Lineage: Eukaryota; Viridiplantae; Chlorophyta; Chlorophyceae; Chlamydomonadales; Chlamydomonadaceae. Gene Ontology annotation, biological process: microtubule severing.